This is a messenger RNA of Mus pahari (shrew mouse), 3026 nucleotides long. It is a transcript of the gene Ift22, whose product is annotated as intraflagellar transport 22. The record is from RefSeq and is a predicted model, not a curated record. The transcript has 5 exons. Gene Ontology annotation, biological process: intracellular protein transport. The coding region runs from base 83 to 640 and encodes 185 amino acids. Gene Ontology annotation, molecular function: GTPase activity. Lineage: Eukaryota; Metazoa; Chordata; Mammalia; Rodentia; Muridae. Gene Ontology annotation, cellular component: endomembrane system.
GCGGCCCGGCCUGGCGGACGCGGCGGGGAGCUUAGCGCGCUCGGGCCCUGGGGCUUCCGCGGGUUCGCGUUAACGGACAGCGAUGCUGAAGGCUAAGAUCCUCUUCGUGGGCCCCUGCGAGAGCGGCAAAACAGUGCUGGCCAACUUUCUCACUGAAUCUUCGGAUAUCACUGAAUAUAACCCAACACAAGGUGUGAGGAUCCUAGAGUUUGAGAACCCACAUGUCACCAGUAACAACAAAGGCACGGGCUGCGAAUUUGAGCUCUGGGACUGUGGUGGCGACUCUAAGUUUGAGUCCUGCUGGCCCGCCCUGAUGAAGGAUGCUCAUGGAGUGGUGAUCGUCUUCAAUGCUGAUAUCCCAAGCCACCUAAAGGAAAUUGAAAUGUGGUAUUCCUGCUUUGUCCAGCAACAGUUCCUCCAAGACAGUCACUGCAUGCUUGUGGCCCACCACAAACCGGGCUCUGGAGGAGAAAAGGGCAGCCUGGCUUUGUCUCCCCCCUUGAACAAGCUGAAGCUGGUGCACUCAAACCUGGAGGAAGACCCCGAGGAGGUCCGGGUGGAGUUCAUCAAGUAUUUAAAAAGCAUCAUCAACUCCAUGUCGGAGAGCAGAGACCGCGAGGAGAUGCUCAUCAUCACCUAGUGUCCCUGUGCCACCGCCUCCCGAAGGACACUGACGAACCCCAGGCGGAGCUGACAUCCCACCCAGCCGCUGACAAAAACCCUUCUCCUCUAGGAGGUUCCAGCAAGAUCAGGCAUGAUGGCACACACCUCUGAUCCCAGCUCUCAGGAGGCUGAGGUAGGAGGAGGGCUGAGAGUUCAAGGCCAGCCCAGGCUACACAGGGAGCCCUUAUCUCAUCCCUUCUCCAGAAGCAAAACGCUGCCCUGCUUCCUGCCUGCCUGCCUCAGCUGUCAUGCGUAAACACAUCCUUCCGGCAGCCCUAGUGCUGUAUUUUCAGGCUGAGCUGUUUACUGGUGAUUAGUGGGAUGAAGUGGCCCAAAGCAAACAGAUGAUGUGAGCUCUGGUGUCCCCAAGUGCAGAGAGGGAACACGUGGUAGAGCUGCUGCUUUCAGGCUUUGCUGUCAAAGAAUCAGUAAUGGGGACAGUGAGAUGGCUCACAUGCUGCCAAGCCUGACAACCCACUUAAAGGUGGAAGGAGAGAGAUCUGACCCCACAGAGUUGUCCUGUCUCCACUGGUAACAUGGCACCCCCACAACACACACACACACAAUAUAGAAUGUUAAAAGGGGUCUGGCUGGAGAGAUGGAUCUGCGGUCCAGAGCGCUUGCUGCUCAUGCUGAGGUCCUGAGUUCAGAUCCCAGCACCCAUGCUGGGCAGCUAUGGUUGUAACUCGAGUUCCAGUAGAUCCAGUUCCUUCCUCUGGCCCCAGGGUACCUCCCUCAUCAGCAUAUGGUCACACAGACCGUAUUAGACACGUUUCUGGUGCAGUGAUAGAGCACCACAACAAGGCAGCUCGUAGAAGGCUUUAUGAGGCUUACAGUUUCAGAGAGGUACUAGUCCAUCAAGAUAGGGAGACGUAGCAGCAAGUGGCAGGUGUGGCAGUAGGGACAAGAAACUGAGUCUCAUACUGAACUACAAACACAAACCAGAGAGAGCAGAUGGAAUGCCAUCAGUCUUUGCACACCCAAAGCCCACUGCUGCUGACAACUCCUCAAGUAAGGCCACUCCUCCUAAACCUCCUAAACUGUGUCAUCAACCGUGAGCCCAAGGCUCUGAGGGCCAUCUCACUCACACAAGCACAAACAUAAAUCACUUAAAAAUAACAAAGGAGCGGGGCGAGUUGUGUGGCUCCAUAGUAGACCCCGUGCUUAGACCCCACUCGGUGGGCUUUAGAAACACCACUAGCUUAGCAUGUAGGGGACUUUUGACUCCAUUUCUAGAACCGAAAAGAAAAAGUCAAUACAAAGUGUCUUUAUAAAGGACUACAAGGGGCUAGGAGAUGGCUCCUUUGGUAGAACCCUUGGCUUCCAAGCAAGAGGACGUGAGUUCAGUCCCCCCAAACCCUGUGAAAAAUCUGGGCACGGUGGCAUGUCCUUAUGAUCCCAGCACUGGGGAGGCAGAGACAGGCAGAUCUCCUGGCUUGCUGGUCAGCCAGCUUAUGCUAUUCUGCAAGCCUCUGGCUUAUGGGAGAUCUUUUCUCAGAAAUAAAGAUGUGGUAUGGUGAGACAGCUCAGUGACCAGUCUCCUGGCCGCAUAAGCAUGAGAUCUGGAUUCAGAGUCCCAGAACCCACAAAAUGUCAGGCAAGUAUGGCGGCUGUCUGUAAUCCUAGAGAGAAGCAAAGUCAGGAUCCCUGGGGCCGGCUGGCUGGCUGGGCUGGACUAAGCCAGCUCUGGGUUCAGCUAGAGGCCUUGACCUAAUAAGCAAGGUGAAGUGGGCUCUUGAAGGCACGCAUGCGCGUGCACACACACAUAUACACACACACACACACACACACUGAGGCACAUACACAGAGAAAUAGGUGUGGUGCCUGAAUGAGCAACUACCAAGGCAGUCCUCUGGGCUUCACACGCAUGUGCACACACAUGCACUCACAUACAAAGGGAUGCUGGUUAUCUUGGCACACGCUUGUACUCACAGCUGCCAGGACAUGAGAGCACGAGAGUCGGGACUUGACAUUAGCUUCAACUAUUUAACAAUUCCAAGGCUAGCCUGGGCUACACGAGACCCUGGAAGUUUCUAAACAAGCAAAAAACAACAACAACAAAAAAAAACCCAAAUACUUAUGAGAUCCACUGGUGUGACAAGGUUCCCAAGAUUGGGCUCUGAAUUCCCUGCAGUUACUGGUCUUGUAACUUGAUAGACCAUCACUAACAGUAACACACAAGGCUAGUAAGAUGGCUCAGCGGGUGAUGGUGUGUGCUGGCAACCCUGAUGACCUGAGUGUCAGGAAAGAGCUAGCUCCUGCAAACUGUCCUCUGACCCCCCACACGUACACCCUCAGCAUGCUCACCAGUGUGCACGGACACACACAGAGACCCAGAAAAUAAAAAUAAAAUAAGAACUCCA